Molecule: messenger RNA, 414 nt
Organism: Sphaerulina musiva SO2202
Lineage: Eukaryota; Fungi; Ascomycota; Dothideomycetes; Mycosphaerellales; Mycosphaerellaceae
Exons: 2
Coding region: 1-414 (137 amino acids)
Source: RefSeq, a predicted model, not a curated record
AUGCGCUUCUCCAUCCUCAGCACCACCCUCCUCUUCACCACAAUGGCCUCUUGCUGCCCCAACGUCGAUGCCCAAAGGAAAAAUUCCACGUACCCGAUUGCUCCGGGAGCGAACCUCAAUGGCACUAGCAGUAAUGCCACACACAGCAAUGGAAAUGGAAAUGGAAAUGGAAAUGGAAAUGGAAAUGGGGCAGAGAUUACUCCUGCGACUUCUGGUGCUUCUUUGGCGAUGGAGAAGAAUCUUUUGGGCAUGUUGACGACGACGACGGGGGCGAUGGGGAUGGUUGUUUGGGCUGUGUUCUGCAUGAACCGGUGGAGAGCCGACAAUGAUUAUGUUGAUGAGCAGUCAAUCCUUGGAAACGCGGUGGACGAAACAUCAACAGCAAACUCAAGCAAACUCAAUGCCUGCAAAUGA